Fimicolochytrium jonesii is the source of this 910-nucleotide messenger RNA. RefSeq lists its product as uncharacterized. Lineage: Eukaryota; Fungi; Chytridiomycota; Chytridiomycetes; Spizellomycetales; Powellomycetaceae. The transcript is spliced from 2 exons. Bases 179 to 742 code for a protein of 187 amino acids. The record is from RefSeq and is a predicted model, not a curated record.
GUCCAAUGUGCAUGCAAUACCGUCCAAAUAUCCGCUCAUGCCAAGUGACCCAUCUGGCCAUCACACAGCGCUUGCGUCCAGACGUUUUUAUAUAAGGUGCAUAGCAGCGACAGAGAUCCUCCCAGUACAGCUCACACUUCAUUCUCAAGCGGCCUGCUGAGGGCUUCAUACCGCCCUAAUGCAAGAGGUCACCAUAAGACAAAGAAGUGCUUUCAAGCACUUUGUCAGCGUUGACAGUCCUGGAAAAGAACUGUGCUGGAACUUCUUCACAAGCAAGAAGAAUGUUUCCUUCGGUCUUUUCAAAAAAGUUAGCCCGUCGUCGACCGAAACAGGAACAUACGUGUUGCAAAGUGGAGCUCGUGGGGACGUUGGAAAAAGCAUCACGGUUCUUGGCGGUGACAACGAGAGGACGUCAACGCCAGCGUCGCCGAAACCAACUCGAGCCCGCGGGCUGAGCAAUGCGAUUCCGCCUUCGUCGUCUCCAGCUGGCGAAACUCCGGACACCACCCUGCUUUCUCCAACCUCAUUCAAGGACGUAUUCCAAGGCAAGUCCUUGGCGGAUUUCAACGAUCUUGCUGGCACGGUCCGACGUCGAAGAAAGGAAAGUGUCAUCGAAGGGGACCUGGUCGAAUUAGUUCCUGUCACACACUACGAAUCAUCUAAGUUCACCGUCAAAGGAAGCUAUUAUGUUGAGGAACCGGGCACAUAUGUUCUUCUGUGGGACAAUAGUUUCUCUGUGUAAGCACGGAGGAGGAGAUUCUGUUGGCACCUGGAGCUUCAACCGGCUGACCGUGACCAACAUAUGCAGAAACACGUCAAAGAAGCUCUUCUUCUUUGUUGCUUUGAAAAAUGUAGAGCCGUCUCAGGCGCCAGUGAAGAAGGAGAUAGAGAACUGGCUGCUCAAGAAAGG